UAGAGGUGUUUGGAGUUUGUUGGUUUGUUUUGUUUCCUUUUCCUAUAGAAACAGAAAAAAAUCAGAAGGCUCCUUCCAGCCCCUCUAUGGCUUAUGCUAUUAGAGAUGAAGAAGACUGUUGGCAGCCCAGUUCCUCGGAGGCAUAAGAACAGCAUCAACGCAGGGCUUGGAGCACAGCUCGAGUGUUUGUUGUCCCUUGACAAGUGGCCUGUGGGGCUGAGCUGGUGACAGGCUCCUGCUCCCAGCCAGGCCACUGACCGGGCAGGAAGGGCUGAUGUGAGCUCAGCAGCUUCUCAUAGAGCAAAUGUGCUAUCUUAGGAAUGUUGCUGUCUGUGACUUGUCUGAAAGUUGCUGUAGUACAUGCCCCUUCUGUCAGCUCUGUGCACCAUCUGCACUCAGUUCCUCUUUGCCUGCUGCUUGCCGUCUUAGGGAAUGGGGGACAAAGUUUCACAGUGGGUAAACAAAGGUGAUCCUUUCCUUCUGCAAGCCAGCAGGAGGGGCCUUGGUGGCUCUCCCACGUUCAGUUCAGUGCCUGUCUGGUGGCUGCUGCUGGACUGAGCUGCUGCAAGGGCACGUGCUAAGGUGAUCAUGGUCAUUAGGAGGCAAAAGGAGAGCAAACCUCCCCAAGGGGAGAGCAGGUGUCAGAUGUUAGAAGCAAGUAAGCUUCAGUAGGGAGGAAGAAGGAAUGUAACUUCUGCAGGGCUCCAGCUGGUAGCUUCAGCAGUUAGCAAGGUUUUACUGUGGUAGGAGAAAGGGCAAUCUGCUCCUGGGCUCAGAGGGCUUCUUUGCAGCUUCCACUGCUCCCUGACAGGUGUGCGUGUGGAGGGGGCCUCAGAUCCACAAAAUCAGCUCCCACACUCAGUGUGAACUUGGCCUCUUGUUUGUGCGUGGCGUGAGGUUCAGUGCAAGUUGGUGGUGUGGAACUAACGCAGUAAAGAGGCGAGUUCUGACCCUUAGAGUAAGAGUUUUAGCAAAUACGCUGCCAAAGAGCAUGAGUGCCAGCCAGUCUGUUGUUAACUGUGUAACUAUGUGCUUUUAGUUCCCUGCUGAAGCCAUGUAUUGUGGCGCAUAGCCUGGCUUGUUUGUGCAGUCAGCCCAGGUGUGCUGAACUCUGGCACCACAAUCUUUUCCAGACUGUGAAGUUCAGCAUAUGUCGUCCCUCUUGCAGUAGGCAGGGGUCCCCUCAGGGACUGAACUUGCUGAAACAACAUCAGGUAGAUGACAAAGAGGACAACAGAGCUCAGGAGGAACGGUAAAAUGCACACAGCUCAGCAGUGGCAUUUUGUCCUGCUGCAGCAGGUGAGUAGGCAUCUUGCAGGCAGGUUUACAGAUGCAGUAAAGCUGCUGAAAGACUCCAAAACAACUGCAGAGGAGGGGUUGUAGUCAUCCAAAUUGGAAUACGUAUUAAUAAACAGACUAGAGAGGGUCAUUGCUAGCAAAUGACUUUGGUGCAUUCUCACUUUAGGGAAAGAAAAUGCUAGUAAGUGCUCGUAUAGAGGGUAACGUUAAUAAAACAGCACGUGCUGCUGUUAUUCACGUGCUGUUAUUGCAGCACCAUGGUUGUGCUGAGAGCCUGGAAGAAGCAGCAGAAGCAGCAGUGCUGCCCGAGGAAAUACUCUCUGUGGGAGCUUUACUGCAGGGCAUGCCCGUGUGCUGAGGGGGAGCACAUUUGCACUCCUGACUUUUUCAUGUCCUGACUGCUGUGUUGAAAUCGUUGUUUCUACAGAGAUUCUCCAAAGCAGAUGUGGUGGCCAGUGAAGAACAAACAUUUUGAGCUGCAUGGAGGUUUUAACAACUUCCUCACCUCUUUUUAACAUUCUCUGCAGCUGAUUCAUACUAACUCUGUUGUCCUGAGCUAUCAGAGCACAACAAAGAUCUCUUCUGUAGCUCCAGAAUGACCAGUCGUGAACCCGUUCUGUUUCCACACUUGCUACUUUCGUGCCAGGCCAGAAGAUGUCCUGUGCCAGGAGCUGUGCUGUAUCAACUGCCUUCUGGGCUGCCAUUAGGAUCAUUCAUGCUGUCCUGGAGAAGUAUGGGACCUAUGAGAGCUUCGAAGUUGCCACUGGUGGGAGACUGCUGAGCAAGUGCCAGAUCUGGUCUGUUAUCCGAAAGUACAUGCAGAAGGAAGGCUGCGCAGGGGAGGUAGUGGUGCAGCUCACCGAUGAUCUCCUGUCUCAGGCUGUGAUGAUGGUGGAGGACAGCCGACCAACACUGGCCAUCAACCUGUCUGGAGCCCGGCAGUUCUGGCUGGAGGGCAUGCUGCGCCAUGAGAUAGGCACGCACUACAUCCGUGGGGUGAACAACACCCGCCAGCCCUGGCACAGCUCGGAGGGCCGCAAGCAGUACAGCCUGAAGCCUGCCAACCCCACGGAGGAAGGUUUGGCCAGCCUGCACAGUGUCCUCUUCCGCAAGCAGCCCUUCCUCUGGCGUGCAGCCUUGCUCUACUACACCAUUGAGAGGGCCAGCCACCUCUCCUUCUCCGCGCUCUUCCAGGACCUGGAGCAAUACGUCCAGGAUGCUGGCAUCCGGUGGGAGUACUGCGUGCGGGCCAAGCGGGGCCAGACUGACACCUCACAGCCAGGCUGCUUCAGUAAGGACCAGGUGUACCUGGAUGGGAUUCUCCGCAUCCUGCGACAUCGGCAGACAAUCGACUUCCCAUUGCUGGCUGCUCUUGGAAAGGUCUCCUACGAAGAUGUGAACCGCCUGAAGAAAUUUGGCGUCCUGGAAAAGGCUCGCAUCCCCCAUUUCAUGCAGGACCUGGAGCGGUACAUGAAGCAGCUCGACCACAUUGUCACCACCAACCAGCUGGAUGAGCAGGAGCUGGAAGAGCUGCUGCCUGAAUACCUGCCCCGUCAUUGCAGGCCGUGCAGACCUACAAGUAAACACGACUGCACCCCAAAUACGUGCUCUGCCAGGCAUCAAGGCACAAAGGACUCGGGGUAGGGAUCUGGCUUGAUGUUACGAACAAAGGUGUAAUAAAACCCAUGUAAUGGAAA
Messenger RNA from Centrocercus urophasianus (Greater sage-grouse), 2996 nucleotides. RefSeq names its product KIAA0895 like (gene MATCAP1). The transcript has 7 exons. The record is from RefSeq and is a predicted model, not a curated record. NCBI's taxonomy places the organism in Eukaryota, Metazoa, Chordata, Aves, Galliformes, Phasianidae. The coding region runs from base 1954 to 2943 and encodes 329 amino acids.